UAGCUAUACUUGCUACAAUAAAGUAAAAUUAAGUUUAAUUUAAAAGUUGUCUUUUAUAGUAAGUCUAUAAUUAAUAUGGAGAUUUGAAAUGAAAGCUUUGUAAUAUGGGUUCUUAGGAUUGGUUAUGUAGAAUUUGGGCCUUAUUUCUUGUUUUGGUAAAGUCUUGAGCUGUGUUCAUGGUAUUCUUAUCCUUGACUCUCUACCAACAGACUUUGGAGCUUAUUCAGCAAGAGAGAGUUGGGUUAUCUUCCAAACUCUCAGAGAAGAGAGCCUACUAUAGCAAGGUUGCGGAGGACAUGAAUGCCAAAUUACAGAAGCAACAGGAAUGGGUCAGUAGUACUCGGAAUAUUAGCAGGGAACUGCAAAAGCAUGACUUGGUCACCGGAAAGGUGGUGGGGGAAAUAAGUAAAGCUGAAGGCAUGGCUCUAUACUUUAGUGUGGUGUUUGACACAACGUUUUACGAAAAAGGACUCUUAAACUCCACCAAAACUUUCAGGAGAAUCUUUUUCUUUGCUUCUACCAAAGCAAUUUUCUUAAAAGAAGAGAGAUAAACAUGUUCAAAUAACUCGACACAAAUUUGAUAGCAACGCAUGAUCAAACCAAUGUUCUUGUAUUUUAAGAUGCAUUAGAGUUGUGACUGUCUAUCACAUUGUUGGACUGUUUCUAAGAUAGCAUGGCUUGGUUUAAUUUCUCAAAUUGAGAACCAAUUGAGUUUUGUUCAGCAGUUUAAGCUUAAACUCAAACCACCCCAUGAAUACCUACUUAUAUCUGCUUACUGUAACUAAAUCAGUAAUGAUUGAGAUACCUUGGUUUUGUCAAGGCUGAACAUUG
This is a messenger RNA of Vigna unguiculata (cowpea), 831 nucleotides long. RefSeq names its product tropomyosin. Lineage: Eukaryota; Viridiplantae; Streptophyta; Magnoliopsida; Fabales; Fabaceae. The record is from RefSeq and is a predicted model, not a curated record.